GCCAUACUGUAAACAUACUCUGACGUAUAAUAGUGAAAUAGACCCUUUGACAAAAUGGCCGCCGUUCAUCACUAGAAUAUAUUUUUUGGACUAAUUGCCAAAACCUAGUGCGUUCCAAUGAAAACCUGUAGAGAUAAGCUUUUAUCAAAUCUGGACGAGAGACAUGAAUGGUUGUUGGAUGGCUCGUAUAUCAUGAUCGUGUGGUUACUCAAGACCUCCUGUCUGUAAAGGUCACGUGGAAAAUCAAGUAUGAAAUAAACGAGGCUCAAAUGCUAAAAAAUGGAUUCCCGUCUUUUGAUAUCGAUUUUGGUUAUUGCUUUCUUAAUGAGCCGAUCGUCUAAAGGAAUGAAGGUCUGUUAUACCAAAUACGGCUGUUUCUCAGACGAUCCGCCUUUCGAUAACGUCAUGAUGUCCUUGCCCAACAACCCACAAAACAUUGCGACAGAGUUUCUUUUCUACGCACCAAACACCACUAAUCUUCCUCAAAAGAUUCGCGGAGGACUAGAUUCUAGUCUAAAAAUCAUCAUAAUAAUUCAUGGCUUUCUUCAGAGCGGACGCGUUCCCUGGGUACAAGAGUUACGAGAGGAAUUGAUGAGAAAAGAAAAAAUGAAUGUAAUCGUGGUGAACUGGGAACGUGGGUCCAGUGCUCUAGGUACAUACAAUGCUGCCGCUGGUAACACACGUCUUGUAGGGUCCCAAUUGGCUGAGUUACUGCUACGUCAUGAUUACGACAUGUCUAGAGUUCACGUGAUUGGUCAUAGCCUUGGUGCGCACGUGGCAGGUUUUGCUGGAGAACAAGUAAGGAAGGCAGGGAAAACGAUAAGACGAAUAACAGGUUUGGAUCCAGCUCGUCCCGGCUUCGACCACGAUGAAGCCGUCGGGAGGCUGGACCCUAGCGAUGCAGACUUUGUUGAUGUGAUUCACACAGACAGCGGAAGAAACCUUCUAGAGGGGGGAUUGGGACUGCACCGUCCGUGCGGUCACGUGGAUAUAUACCCCAAUGGAGGACAGUCGCAACCUGGAUGUGAUUUCGUCGAUAACUUGAACGGUGUUUUAGACAAAAUUUCUAUUCUCAGAGGGGAAUUUCCUUUGCCAUGGGUGUUCGCUUGCGACCACAUGAAAGCAAUCAGCUACCUUAUCAGCUCCAUCAACAAUAACUGCUCGCGCCUGGCCUUCCCGUGUAAAGACUGGAUAUCGUUCACGAAGGGAAAAUGCUUUAACUGCAAAGGUGCAUGCGCAGAGAUGGGAUAUAACGCUGAUGAGUCUGCCGUCCAAAGGAAUUCCUCACAGAAGUUUUAUCUUUCUGUAGACAGCAAAAAGCCGUAUUGUGCUCCUCUGAACUACCUAUCUGUGACUCUUCAUGACUUACGAUUUGGAAAUGGAUUGCUGGAUUCUUUGACAAGAAAGAAAAUUAUCAUUAGAUUGACAACAAGAAAUGGCAGCAAAAUGUCCACUGAUUACAGUUAUGUCGAAGACAAUGUCAGCGAACUGAGUCGACUUAUCGUCAGUGACAUCACAACAGAAAGUUUAACAUCCAUAUCAAUUUUAUUCUAUGGGCGAACAAUGUAUGUUGGCCGUGUGACCGUACAGGGACCUGGAUACAAUUACACAGCUUGUUACGACACGUGGAUGCAUUCGUUCUUUUAUUUCUGGGAAUAUACCAAGACCCUACAUCGUGGAGAUCACACCUGUCCAGACUGAGACUGGCAUAGAGAAAAUUUGGGAGCGGACGAAAAUGAACACUUGAUCAUGAAUGGAAACGAACACUGGAUCAUAAAUGAAAACGAACACCGACUUGAUCAUUAAAGAAUACCUAACACUUGCACAUAACAGAAUGAACUUACUAACAAGGGUCGUAAUUUAMCUAUAAUUUUACGCAUAAUCUAAUAUGAUUUUUACAAGCCUUCCUAUCAUGGAAAGUUCAUGCUGCUGUUCCAAACCUUCACAUAGACUACUGUAGCUUCAAACCACACUUUCGAUAUUGUUUGAAUGGUCCCACAGAAAAGAAUUCAAAACGAGGCUCCGGGGAAGAAAAUUGAUUUUGUAUUGUUUGCCACAAGCUUUUC
Messenger RNA from Exaiptasia diaphana, 2066 nucleotides. Its product is annotated as inactive pancreatic lipase-related protein 1. The record is from RefSeq and is a predicted model, not a curated record. Gene Ontology annotation, biological process: lipid metabolic process. Bases 280 to 1701 code for a protein of 473 amino acids. Gene Ontology annotation, molecular function: lipase activity; carboxylic ester hydrolase activity. The transcript is spliced from 7 exons. Lineage: Eukaryota; Metazoa; Cnidaria; Anthozoa; Actiniaria; Aiptasiidae.